UUUAAAGGUGGUUUCCGGGCCUCGGGCACUGCGGAGGAGGGUGAGGAUGGGGCUGGGGCAGCUGCCGCUGGCUCUGGCCGUGACGCUGAUGCUGGCCGUGGGGUCCCGGCUGCAGGAGCAGCCCCCCAGGGAGGCCCACACUGUCAACUGGAACAAGUUUUCAGGGUUCUGGUACAUUCUUGCCAUCGCCACGGACACCCGGGGCUUCCUGCCGGGCCGGGACAGGAGGAAGCUGGGGGCGUCCGAGGUGAGGGUGCAGCAGCCUGGCCAGCUGAAGGUGGUCCUCGUCUUCAACCGGCGGCAGGGGUGCCAGGCGCACGCGGUGACCCUGCGGAAGGACAGCAAGAGGGCCGUGUUCAGGAACACCUGUGCCGCCUGGCCUUCCGAGGGCCCACUGGGCACUGUGCCCGGGGCCUGGGCCAGGAGAGGUCGAGGGGAGGUGUGGCGGCGCCUCCAGGUGCCCCUCUGGGUGCGGGGCGUGCAGGGCUUCCGCGUGCUGGCCACUGACUACAGCUACGCUGUGGUGCUGCUGAGCCUGGGCCGGGCAGGCCGCGUCGCCAAGAGCCUGCUGCUCUUCAGCAGGCAGAACGUGUCCAGCUUCCCAAAUAUGAAAAAAUUCGUGGACAUUUGUGAGAUUUUGGAGAUUGGAAAUGGAGCGACUGUUCUCCCCAAAGACGCCUCCUGCGCACACACCAUCCGGCCCCGAGACUGACACCAGCUCGGCUGCACCCUCUGGCCCGGGCGCACCGCAGCGGCGCGUCUUAGCUGCGAGGGGAGACCGGCGUCCUCGGCCAUCGGCGCUCUGACCCCCCGGCCACGGCUCUGGCCCAGAGGGACCAUGUGGGUGCGUGGAGCAGGGCC
Molecule: messenger RNA, 861 nt
Organism: Talpa occidentalis (Iberian mole)
Lineage: Eukaryota; Metazoa; Chordata; Mammalia; Eulipotyphla; Talpidae
Gene: LCN10
Product: lipocalin 10
Exons: 7
Coding region: 47-712 (221 amino acids)
Molecular function (GO): small molecule binding
Source: RefSeq, a predicted model, not a curated record